AUGUCUCAUAGACGAAAUAGUAGUUCUGGGUCCACGCGGUUCGAUGGCGAUCCCAAACAGCGCAGAAAUAGCACGUUCAGUUACACAUUGGGCAACGAUUCAGCAACAUCCUUCCUUCAGCAAAAUACUGUCUCCAAUGUAGAGUUUAACAAUGUCCGCAGCAGCCAGGACUCUCCACAGGAUGCCGCCUCACAUUCUUCUCUGCAUCGAACUAUGUCGUCUUCGACUACAAUCUCACGGCUCGGAACCAUGGAGACGAAGCUGACCCGAUUCUUCAACAAGACGGCAGAGAAGAUGAAACGGUCACCUUCUGACUCUCACGCGAACUACCAAUCGACUUCCAAUGACUCGGCUGCUUCAACUUCAACUCUCACAAAUGACAAAAACAAUGGCAACAGCGGCACGUUUUCGGCUAAGCUGAAAAGACCGGAUAAUCUACCGAUCCAGACAAACAUCAUGCCGUCAAAGGAGCUCAAGUCUCCGCUGGCUAGGACAUCUAAAGAAGUCGAACGAAUAGCCAGUUUCAGCACCUUGAACGACCAACAAACAAAACACAAACACUACCAUGGCAUUCUACGUUCGCGCAAAGACACCACCAAGUCCUCUUCGAGCUCUAACUCAAAAGUAUCAGCCCUGCACGGCGGUGAGAUGCUCUACUCGUUUCAUCCAUCUCUGGUAAACAGCUCUAUGACGGUGCAAGAAUUGCAAAACACCAUCACAGAGCUUGAGAAAAUGAGUAUCAAUAACUCCUCGUUGUCGGGAGACACAGACGCCAUAGCAGACGAAGCAUGGUCAUUGGUUUCGUCCCUGGUAUCACCCAUAUUCUACUGUGAGCGACUCAAAAUACCAAUAGAGGAGAUCAACAAGCUGGUCUAUCUCCAUCUCAGACUGCGCUCCAACCAGAUGCCGUCUGACCAGAUCGCUUACUCGCCUAUAGUUUCUCCAAACAAUUUCUCCAGUGUAUUUGACGGAGCAGCUGCUACUUCUCCCUACACUCCUCUGGGAGCUCCCACGCCUACUUUCACCUCAUCCGGGAGAUCUCCUCCCAGCUCUUACGGGACUAUGUCUCCCGUGAAGGGCUCCAGCAUCGUCCAGGAAAUACAAGAGUUCCUCAAACAGGGAAUGAACACCUUUCUUUCACAGUUAUACCAAGACGACACAACUAAGGAGUUCAUGCUUAAGCCCCGCGACCGCAAAACUUCGCCCACACGGGGGUCCGCGCUCUCCCUUGUCACAAGCGAACAGAGCUUCCGCGACGCCUGUGCAUUGCUCUGGGAUUACUUUUUUCAAGAUAUGCAUUUCUACCUACAGGGAGUAUUUUUACCCCUUGAAGAUGAAUCGUUCGAGGAGAUAUUGGGCGGCGGCUGGAGAGGCAAGCCGUGCGUGGAGAACAUUGUGUCUGUCAGCUUCCGCGACAAUGUCGUCAUCCCACUUUAUGAGAGCAUGAGACAGGCAGACGCAGAAAAAGAGCGCAGAAAAGACCGGACAAUGUCAUUUGCAACCAACUCCUCGGUCUCGCUGUCCCGUACGUCGCACGAAAAUCUCCGGGGAACAAACGCCGGCCGAGAACAGCAAAACAACGAAAAGCUGCUGCACUGUCUCUCAGUCCUUAACCGCGCAGAUACCAACGACACAAACCAGAAAAUUGUGGAAAAUCUCAUGCAGCAGAUGAGAGAAAAAUGCAACAUUAUGAAUAGACAGCCCUCCAUGAAAAGCAUGCUUGUUUAA
Ogataea haglerorum is the source of this 1728-nucleotide messenger RNA. RefSeq lists its product as uncharacterized. Bases 1 to 1728 code for a protein of 575 amino acids. The record is from RefSeq and is a predicted model, not a curated record. NCBI's taxonomy places the organism in Eukaryota, Fungi, Ascomycota, Pichiomycetes, Pichiales, Pichiaceae. The transcript has a single exon. Gene Ontology annotation, biological process: TORC2 signaling. Gene Ontology annotation, cellular component: TORC2 complex.